This is a messenger RNA of Aspergillus clavatus NRRL 1, 1512 nucleotides long. RefSeq names its product putative MFS transporter. Gene Ontology annotation, cellular component: membrane. The record is from RefSeq and is a predicted model, not a curated record. The transcript has 4 exons. Gene Ontology annotation, biological process: transmembrane transport. Gene Ontology annotation, molecular function: transmembrane transporter activity. Lineage: Eukaryota; Fungi; Ascomycota; Eurotiomycetes; Eurotiales; Aspergillaceae. Bases 1 to 1512 code for a protein of 503 amino acids.
AUGGAGCAAGAUCACACUGCCACCAAUGCUACUGUCGAAAAGAGGGGACUCUCCCCCGAUAUCAUCCCCAGGGACGUCGGGAUCUCCUCACAGGACGGUGACUCGGAAAAAGAACGUGCAGCUUUGGAGCGGCGCAUUCGGCUCAAAGUAGACAUCCGUCUCUGCACCAUUGCCGGAAUCCUGUGCAGUCUCAACCUCCUUGACUCGGGCAUUCUGUCGUCCGCAUCGGUCACAAGCAUGUUCGAGGACCUCGAUCUACACGGGUCGCGAUACUCCGUCUCUAUCUUCAUCUUCACCAUCGCCAGCGUGGUCGCCCAGCUGCCGUGUACCGUUGCCGUGCGCUUGGUCGGCCCGCGCCUCUGGUUCGCAAUCAUCACCUUCUGCUUCGGACUGAUCACCCUCUGCACGGCGUUCAUCCAGACGUGGAAGCAGAUGAUUGCCCUGCGCGUACUGCUGGGCUUCGCCAUGUCCGGCAUCUAUCCAGGACUCACGUACCUGAUCAGUACCUGGUACACGCGGAAGGAACAGCAACUCCGCUUUGCGUUUAUGCAGUCGGGCGAAGUGCUGGUCCUGGCCACGGGCACCAUCGUCAACUACGGCCUGAACAGGCUGGACGGCCGAGCAGGGCUGAGGGGCUGGAGGUGGAUGUUCCUAAUCCAGGGUCUCAUCACCUGCGUCCUAGGCAUCAUCACCUACUGGUGGAUGAUCGACUUCCCCGAACGAUCGCAGGACAGCUUCCGCUUCCUGUCCAAAGUGGAGGCGGAAAUCGCGGCGCAGCGCAUCCAGGCGGACCGCGAUGAUGUGGUGGCCGAUCCGUUCUCCUGGCGUAAGAUCGCGGUCAACUUCCUGGACCCCAAGAUCUACGGGUUCGCGUGCAUGUUCUUCCUGCUGAAUCUGGUCUCGACCUCCCUGAGCUACUUCCUCCCCAUCAUCCUUCAAUCGGGGAUGGGGUUCUCCAGUAACCAAUCGAUCCUACUAUCUACUCCGCCCUACUACUGGUCUGUCCUCCCCGUUCUCUUCACUUCCCUCGUCGGGGACACCUAUCGCCUCCGCGGCCCGCUCAUCACCUUCAAUGCCCUCUGCGUGAUCGCCGGCUUCCUGAUGUUCGGCCUCCCGGCCUCCACGCACGUCACCGUCCGCUACAUCGGGACCUUCCUCGCCACCGGCGCCUACGUCUCCAACUGGGCCGCGCUCAAUGCCUUCAUGGCCAACAACGUCGUCGGCCAGUGGAAUCGCGCCACCACUGCCGCCGCCGUCGCGGCCUGCAACGGCCUGGGUGGCGUCGCUGGCAGCUAUAUCGUGCGGCAGAACGAGGCGCCGCUGUUCGCCACGGCCGUGUGGGUGUCCAUCGGCUCGCAUAUCCUCAUGAUCGCCAUUGUGGGCGUCUUCACCGUCUGCUUCUAUAUCCGGAAUCGACAGCAGGCUUGUGGCCAGCGGGUCAUCCACGACAAGCCCUGCGGGCUAUGCUUGAAAAUGUUCAUGAGCUUAAUGAUUCUUAGAAAUAGAUACUAA